Molecule: messenger RNA, 1686 nt
Organism: Myripristis murdjan (pinecone soldierfish)
Lineage: Eukaryota; Metazoa; Chordata; Actinopteri; Holocentriformes; Holocentridae
Exons: 10
Coding region: 1-1686 (561 amino acids)
Molecular function (GO): oxidoreductase activity
Source: RefSeq, a predicted model, not a curated record
AUGUUUGACCUGCUGAUAAUCGGAGGCGGCCCCCAUGCCUUGACCCUGGCCAGUUUGCUAUCCAUCCCAUACCCUGAUCCAAACCCAGACUCAACCCUUUCCCUUACCCACCCGCUCCUGCCAAACCUGGACACAAAUAGGGCCAAGCGCUCCAGGAGCCAGAGGAAGACAAGGAGGGGGGCAGCUGGCCAAACACAGGAAGAGCAGCUGGCACCUCUGAUGGUCUCUGACGGGAUCCUUCGCUCUCCUCUGAGCCUCAGAGUUGUGGAUUCUUAUGGAGAGUGGACCGCUCUGUGGGAGAGCCAGUUCACCGCUCUCAACAUCCCUCAUCUGCGCUCCCACACACUCGUACACACAGACCCUUUCAACAAGAAGGCAUUACAGGACUUUGUUCUCAAGUCUGAUCGUACGGCAGAGCUCCACAGUCUUCCAGACCAGGUCUACAUUUUGGAUGACAACGCAUUCUUCAAUGACAUGCGGCUCGGCAAGAAAGAGAGGAGACGUCUGAACGUGGCCACAGCGCUCAAGAAGAAUUUAUCCUUCAGUCUGCCAGGAACCAAAUUAAGUGUGGAUUUCUUUAAAGAGCAGGUGGAGAGAUAUGGCCUGGACAAAGUGCUAGUAAAGGGAACAGUUGAGCGCAUCACCCCUGUGAUUGAUGACGAGGAGGACAGAGAAGAAGUCAGUGCUUCGAGAGUGAAAUAUUUCCAAGUUCAACUUCAGGAAGGCAUCACACUAAAGGCCCACCGGGUUGUUAUGGCAACAGGUCCCACCCGUGCCCAGAUGGCAAACAUCCCUUCCUGGGUGAGCUGCAUCGGAGAGAGUUACCCAGAGGAUCGCUUGCAGCACACCGUGCACCUCAUGCAUUACCUGCCCGUCGCUCAGCAAACAUGUCAGGAAACAUCCAGGUUGUGUGCGGUGUGCGAGGCAGGACAGAGAGUCAUGGUCAUUGGUGGAGGUCUGACCAGCGCUCAUGUCAUCUCCAUUGCCCUGCAGCAAGGUGCCAGCCAUGUGACAUGGGUCAUGAGGAAACACCUCCAGUUAAAACAGUUUGAUGUGGGCGAUGUGGAGAGUCUGGUGGGCCGCUACUCCCAUGUGGAGCACGGCAUCAAGAUGGAUGGCCGAGCCUACCUGCGACAGUUUUAUAAUGAAAGGAGUCUCCACAAACGUCUGGCAAUGAUUCGCCAGGCAAGGAAAGGAGGAGCCGUCACCCCAGAGGCCUACAGCCAUCUCCAGCCAUUCAUACAGAAUGGUCAGGUGGAUAUUAAGACCUACUGUCAGGUAAGUGAAGCCAGAUGGUGCUAUAGGAGCCAGGCCUGGAGCUUGUCCCUCAGCAAUGGGGAGCACUGGACUGGGGAUAUGAUCUGGCUGGCUACCGGCUGCAAACUGGACGUCAACCAAGACCCUUUGCUUACUGGAGUGAUGAAGGAAUUCCCUAUUCAGGUGAUAGAUGGUUGGCCCUGCAUCACUGAAAGCUUGCAGUGGGCACCAGGUUGCCCCCUCUAUCUAAUGGGGCAAUACACUGCACUUCAGGUUGGACCUCAUGCAGUGAACCUAGCUGGAGGACAGGCAGCCAGUAUGCGUAUUGCCAAGGACAUCAUGCACCUGGUAGAACAGACCAAUGGAGCCCCAGAAAGAUCUAAGACCGAGGAAUACAUUCAACAGAUGCAAGGCCUUAUGUGGUUGUGA